AUGGCAGGGGCUGGUAGUACCAGCUCCUCAAUGACAUCGACCUCGCACACCUUAACCUACGCCCCCGAAAUGGCGUCGGCGUCGACAUCAUCCGAGCACGCCGCGAGGCAGGGCUUCCUCGCUGCCCUCGAGGUCGCCAACCGACACAAGUUCCUUCGACCUGAUCCGUCGACCCCCAAGCACUCCCUGGAGCUGGUCAAGAAGACGUUGGACGCCUUUGCUGGUCAGGUCUGCGACGAGCAGCACCAGCGCCUGCGCGAUGCCAACAGGAAACGGAAGCGCGCCGAGUUGGACCGCUCCGAAGUGCUUAAGAUUCGCAAGCUGCAUAUUGACGGUUUUGAGACGAGCCAGGUCUGGCAGCAGGCCAAGAGGAUCAUCUCGUCGGCAUUGUCCGAGUCGCAGGCCGCGUUGCAGGAGCUCGAGGAGAGUGGCGAGGUUGAGGAUGUUUCCAAAGAGAAGGCUUCUGCCGCGAAACUCAUGGAAUUCGGCGAGGAUGGUUUCGAGGUUGGUUCAGACGACUCGGAAGAAGAAUCGGACGCAUUCGGCUCUGCCUCUGGCAGUGACGAUGAUGAAGUGUCCGGAGCGUCCGAGGAUGAGUCCGAGUUAGAUGUUACCAAGGGCUCGGAUUCUGAACAAGAUGUUACGGAUGGGGAAAUGGAAGAUAUGGGCGAUGAGGACAACUACGAGGAGGAGGACGACUAUGAGGAAGACGGUCCCGAAGAAGAGUACGUCGAUGACCCUCAUGGCCUCAACGACGGGUUCUUUUCUCUCGAAAAUUUCAACAAGCAAACCCAAUGGUUCGAAGACCAAGAUGCUAGGGCAGACCCAAAUACCGAUGUUGUUAGCGACGAGGAGGAUGUUGACUGGCACGCGGACCCUAUGUCGCAACCGUCAAAGUCCAAAGAUGCCAAAACGAAGCCAUCUUCCAAGUCAAGGAAAAGCCUUCGACAGGAAGAGCCCCAAUCGGAUUUGGAUAACGACGACGAUGACGACGAUGAACAUGGCCCAACUUUCGGCGACAUGGAUCUGGAUGCUCCUGAGGGAGCAAGUGACGAUGAGUUUGGUGAGAAUGUCAACACUGGCAACGAUAAUGAGUUGACUGCGGACGACAUCUUCUACAAAGACUUCUUUGCGCCACCGGCAAAGAAGGCAAAGAAGGGAGAUAACCGACGCAACAAGGACUACAGGCCAAAACAGCCGAGAGAGUACGACGUGGAGGCCGCCAUGGAGGGCGUGAAGCGAGAUCUCUUUGAUGACAUGUCCGAGGCGUCUGGCUCAGAAGACGAGUUAUCCGAAGUGGAGGCUGGCGAUCCCAAGGCCCGCAAGUCGGCCCACGAAAGGCGUCAAGCAAAAAUCACAGAGGAGAUUCGGAAGCUGGAAGCUGCCCUGGUCAAGCCCAAGGAAUGGACCCUGGCCGGUGAAGCAGCAGCUCCCGAGCGGCCGGUCAAUUCAUUGCUGGAAGAGGAUCUUGAGUUUGAGCAUGUUGGCAAACCUGUCCCCGUCAUCACGGAGGAGGUUAGCGAGAGCAUUGAGGAGAUGAUCAAGCGUCGCAUUAUCGCCCAAGAAUUCGACGAGGUAAUACGACGCUUACCAGGCUCUGAUCUUCCUGCCAACACUCGCAGGGGACUCGUCGAGGUCGAUGACACCAAGGCGAAGCAGGGUCUGGCAGAGAUCUACGAGGAGGAGUAUGUCAAGAAUGCCAACCCAGACACGUAUGUUAGCCAGUCAGACGAGAAGCUUCGCAAAGAGGAGAAGGAGAUCGAGCAGAUGUGGAGGGAAGUCAGUGCAAAGCUGGAUGCGCUCAGCAGCUGGCACUACAAGCCGAAGCCUGCAGCGCCGUCGCUCACUGUCGUAUCAGAUGUCGCGACGGUGGCCAUGGAGGACGCACAGCCCACAACCGCACAGGGCGUCAACGGAGGGGCCAGCAUGAUGGCUCCCCAGGAGGUUUACAAGGCAGGCAAAGAAACGGCAGAGACGGGCGAGGUCGUAUCAAAGAGCGGUCUCCCUGUGGCCCGCCAGGAAAUGAGCCGAGAGGAGAAACUCAGGCGCCGUCGGAGAGAAAAGGAGAGGAUACGGAAAUCCGGGGCUGGUUCCGAUGGCAAGAAGCCUAUCGGAAAGAAGGCGCAGGAGCGCAAGCAGACAAUGUCAGACCUGCGGAAGGGCGGCGUCAUGGUCAUCAACAGACAAGGCGAGAUCAUGGAUGUCGACGGAAAUAAGCCAAAGGCCUCGAAGGCAGUUUCGAGUGGCAGCUUCAAGUUGUAA
Pyricularia pennisetigena is the source of this 2262-nucleotide messenger RNA. RefSeq lists its product as uncharacterized. The transcript has a single exon. Lineage: Eukaryota; Fungi; Ascomycota; Sordariomycetes; Magnaporthales; Pyriculariaceae. The record is from RefSeq and is a predicted model, not a curated record. Gene Ontology annotation, cellular component: small-subunit processome; sno(s)RNA-containing ribonucleoprotein complex; Mpp10 complex. Gene Ontology annotation, biological process: rRNA processing. Bases 1 to 2262 code for a protein of 753 amino acids.